AUGGUGGGUCUUCCUCGUUGCGACCUCGACGAUCUAGGGAAGCCGCAGCUCCGGAAAUGUCCGUUUGACAUUGACAGCAUCUCCUGGCUUGAACGCCUCGGUGGUGGGCGGGACGGCUACUGUUGGAAAGUAAAGUUUGGUGACAAGGGCCCAUUUGCAUUAAAGCUGUUUUGGGACGGGAAAAGGCCCGACUUUGGAGAAGGCGCUUUUGCCCUCGAACGCGAAUGCCGAAAUGCUGCCCUGCUACAAAUGAUGGAAGCAGCAAUCGACAAGGGCAGCGUCGUAGGACAGCCGGUUAUGGUGUACGCGAACCCCCAGGAGUGGGUAGAUGCUGUCGACAACGUUCGAUCCUUCUCAACGGAGAUGCACCAGAACCCGGACAUGCUGAUAAAGCACGCGGCCGAGAUCGACAUGGAGCUUCGGCCCAUUACCUCGGUCCCUCGCCUGCGUAAAUGUUAUGGCUGGAUCUCGCUCCGCGGCAGCAUGCUUAGGGACCUGCCUGGGCCGAUACGGCCGCCGCCCGUUUACGUGGAGCGCAAACUGACACGGAGAGUGGACUACGGAAGCGAUGAGACAGAGCACAUAGCCAUCGUCUACGAGUACGUUAAAGCAGGAGAGAAUGAACUGGCCAAGGUCCAGGAAACGGUAUGUCUUACGGCGACCCGCACAGCGGCAACACCUCUCAGAGGGGACGACAAGGAGGUCCUCUUCCUGGACUGGCAGGUUGCCCAUAUCGGCACCGCCUUCCACGACCUGGCCUACUUCGUGGUCAGCAUGCUGACCGUCGACGAGCGCCGGACGCACGGGAUGGUCGUGCUAACGCGUACUUGGCAACGCUGGCAUGCCAUGACGGCCCAACACUGA
Messenger RNA from Sporothrix brasiliensis 5110, 864 nucleotides. RefSeq lists its product as uncharacterized. NCBI's taxonomy places the organism in Eukaryota, Fungi, Ascomycota, Sordariomycetes, Ophiostomatales, Ophiostomataceae. The record is from RefSeq and is a predicted model, not a curated record. Bases 1 to 864 code for a protein of 287 amino acids. The transcript has 3 exons.